Messenger RNA from Anopheles stephensi (Asian malaria mosquito), 1876 nucleotides. Its product is annotated as probable cytochrome P450 6a14. The record is from RefSeq and is a predicted model, not a curated record. The transcript is spliced from 2 exons. Gene Ontology annotation, molecular function: iron ion binding; heme binding; oxidoreductase activity, acting on paired donors, with incorporation or reduction of molecular oxygen. Lineage: Eukaryota; Metazoa; Arthropoda; Insecta; Diptera; Culicidae. Bases 365 to 1855 code for a protein of 496 amino acids.
UUUUAUAGUGUGUUGUUUAUUUUGUGUUUUAUUAAAAUUUUGGAUUAUGUUAAACAAUUAACCCUUAUUUUUCAAGUUAAUAUUGGUAUACAACUUUUUUUGACUGUAUUGUAUCAACCGAUUGAUAAAUCUUAUCGCUGUGUAAAGACGCUUUCGUCUGAACUCUUUGAAGCAUCUCUUUGACCAUAUUCGGGGUUAAACGAAACUCACAACUCUAUAAACGUAACAUGAAGCGCUUCGUCAUCGAAUGAAUGGAGCACACCAACACUGGAAACCACAUAUCUGUAUACCUAUAUGUAACCUUUUACGAUAGCCAAAUUUACGUUUAGUAUUUCGCUGUGUGUUGACGGGUACGGGAGAUUAAAUGUGGUCUAUAGAAGCUCUUGUGGCGCUACUGGCGCUCCUAGGUGGGCUAGUCUUCUACGUCAUACGAAAACAAUCCUACUGGAAAGAUCGCGGAGUACCUCAUCCAACUCCAACAUUUUUCAUCGGCAGCUUUAAAGAUGCCGGCAUCAAGAAGCACUUCUCAGAAUAUCUGGUAGAAUACUACAGCCAGUACAAGGGCAAACACCCGUUCAUGGGUGGGUACAUGCUAGUAUCGCCGAUCGUUCUCGUUAUGGAUCUGGAGCUGGUAAAAUCAAUCUUAGUGCGGGACUUCCAACACUUCCACGACCGUGGCACUUAUUACAACGAGAAGGAUGACCCGCUGACAGCUCACCUGUCAAAUCUGAAAGGUCAACGAUGGAAAACCCUAAGGAACAAGCUAACACCGAUAUUCACGUCCGGCAAAAUCAGGAUGAUGUUUCCAACGAUUGUUGAGGCCGGUAAACAGCUGAAACUCUUCAUGGAAGAAAACGUUCAGAAGCAGAGUGAACUGGAGCUGAAGGAUGUAAUGGCGCGCUUUACGACGGAUGUGAUCGGGACAUGUGCGUUCGGCAUAGAGUGUAACAGUUUGCGUGAUCCGAGUGCGGAGUUCCGGGUGAUGGGCAAACAGUUUAUGGAUCGGCAACCGUCCCAAUUCGUUAACUUCAUGGUUCAGUUUUCACCCAGGCUGAGCCGGCUGUUAGGCAUUAGACUGAUUGAUAGGGAAGUUUCAGAGUUUUUCCUGAAGGUGGUUGAAGAAACCAUCGACUAUCGGGUGAAGAAUGGUAUACAGCGCAAUGACUUCAUGGACCUCAUGAUUCGAAUGCUACAGAAUAAGGAUAAUCCCGAGGAGUCGCUCACAUUCAACGAGGUAGCUGCUCAGGCGUUUGUAUUCUUCUUCGCUGGGUUUGAGACGUCCUCCACAUUGCUCACCUGGACGUUGUACGAGCUGGCCCUGAAUCCUGAAGUCCAGGAGAAGGGUCGUCAGUGCGUAAGAGAUGUUCUGAAGAAACACAACGGCGAGAUGUCUUACGAGGCUAUCUUGGACAUGAAAUAUUUGGAUCAGAUCUUGAAAGAAACGCUACGCAAGUAUCCUCCAGUACCGAUGCAUUUCCGAACGACAACCAAGGACUAUCGCGUACCGAACACGAAUUCAAUCAUUGAAGCUGGGACAUUAGUGUUAAUUCCGAUCUUCGCUAUUCAACGUGAUCCUGAUCUAUUCCUCGAGCCGGAAAAGUUCGAUCCAGAUCGUUUCAGCCUUGAGGAGGAAGCUAAGCGUCAUCCAUUCGCCUGGACACCGUUCGGGGAGGGACCUAGGGUUUGCAUUGGGUUACGCUUCGGGAUGAUGCAGGCACGGAUCGGAUUGGCAAAUCUGUUACAGAGCUUUAGCUUUGCUCCGUACGAAGAAACUUCCAUACCGAAGAAAUUUGUUAAGGAUAAUAUUUUCCUUACCCCGCAGAAUGGUAUGUGGUUGAAGGUGAAUAAAUUGUAGAGAAUUAAGACAUACCAGGGA